CAAAAUUUUCCAAGUAUAGCUAAAAGGGACACCCACUAGGUAGCGCUACACUCGUGCAGAAGAUCCCAAAUAUUCUAAAUUCUAAAGAUGCCAAACAUAAAGCUACAGAGUUCAGAUGGAGAGGUGUUUGAGGUGGAUGUAGAGAUAGCCAAACAAUCUGUCACCAUAAAAACUAUGUUGGAAGAUCUGGGUAUGGAUGAAGAUGAAGAAGAAGCUGUGCCUCUUCCAAAUGUUAAUGCAGCAAUACUGAAAAAGGUAAUACAAUGGUGCACAUACCACAAGGAUGACCCACCACCGCCCGAGGACGAUGAGAACAAGGAGAAAAGAACAGAUGAUAUCUGCUCAUGGGAUGCUGAAUUCCUUAAAGUUGAUCAGGGAACACUCUUUGAACUUAUCCUCGCAGCAAAUUACCUAGAUAUCAAAGGUUUGUUAGAUGUAACAUGUAAAACUGUUGCCAACAUGAUCAAGGGAAAGUCACCCGAGGAGAUUAGGAAAACAUUCAAUAUCAAAAAUGACUUUACUCCAGCGGAAGAAGAACAGGUGCGUAAGGAGAACGAGUGGUGUGAGGAGAAAUGAGCAUUCUGUGAUCUUGACAAUUGUUUAUACAAACUUGUAGUGUCAGUUACUAUGAUAUAUUAUCCAGUGUGUAAAGUGAUACAAUCACUUUAACGUCCAUGUCACCGUCUCCACAACAACAACUCAAGACACAGCGGAAGCCAUAUUGUGAUUGAAGUUUACGUUUUUUUCUCGAUGCAGCUGUUGUAAAAUGGAAAUUGAUUUGACUGUAGAUUUUGAUAAAGAAAAUUGGGAUUUAGAGUGGCCUGUUUGUACAGACAUGAAAAGGAAACUAUCACAACCAGUAACU
Molecule: messenger RNA, 865 nt
Organism: Mercenaria mercenaria
Lineage: Eukaryota; Metazoa; Mollusca; Bivalvia; Venerida; Veneridae
Product: S-phase kinase-associated protein 1
Exons: 6
Coding region: 88-576 (162 amino acids)
Biological process (GO): SCF-dependent proteasomal ubiquitin-dependent protein catabolic process
Cellular component (GO): nucleus; cytoplasm
Molecular function (GO): cullin family protein binding
Source: RefSeq, a predicted model, not a curated record